AAGGCUAAGCAGAGGCUGGAAGGGUUUGGGAAGAUCAUCUGAGGACCACUAGCAAGCUGCCUGCAGGGCGCUGACUCCAUGGGCUGAGGGUUUGGCGGAGCCAUUUCACUGGGAACGAACCAAUGAUACUGAGUAAUUCCAGAGCCUUCCCCCGCCGCCCCGACAGAGCUUCCCAUUUUGUCAGCACCGUGAUACCUGUCAACCAUCUCAUUUGCUAGGGAAUUACUUUGCCUAUUUCCUUGUGUGUCCGAGUGAAAACGGGGGCUCUUUCCCAACCUUCGAUUGAAACGCGCAUCCUCAUCUCUCCUCCCCCACCCCAACCGAGCAGGCUAAGGAUGAUCUCAAAUUGGCAGGUGGAUGUGGAUGUGUCCGCGCGCGCGAGGAAGUAGGCCCGUGCUCAGUGCCGGACGCGGCUGGUGGAUGGCUCUGGUCAGUUCAAGAGCAGAGUCCUGGAGGAGCCAGCAAAGACACAAGGCCGCUUCACCUGCUCCCAAAGCCCUAAACCCAGCGCUAGGCGAAGGCGGGAUUCGAAUCCGCUGCGCCGCCCACCACCCUUUCCCUCCUUCUCCUCCGCACCCCCCCCACCCCCUCCUUCUCCCAUGCAUCUGCGGAGGGAGGACAGCCCCUUCCACGGCAUCGACCAAUCCGCGUCCGGAGCGGCGGCCCUGGCGUGGGGGGAGUUCUGGCUUCCAGCCAAUUAGCAUCAGCCCCGGGGCUGGGCCUCCUCCCCCACCCCCACCCGGGUCCCUAGAAUGAAACCAUCCCCACAGCUGCCCCAGAGCUGGGCGGCCGCGGCUGCACGUGGGGUGCGGAGGCCGUGCGGCGGGAGGCAAGCAAAGAACCCUCCCCCUCCCCGGGCUCCAGGUCCACCUCAUCGUAGCCGCCCUGGAGCCCCAGCUGCAAAAAAGCGAGCGGGAGCAGCCCCGGGGGCGCUGGCGAACUUGUUUGGCGGGGGAACGCGAAGGGGGCGGGGAAGGGACGACGACGACACCGAGGAGGAGGAGGAGGAGGAGGAAGAAGAAGGGGGAUGGUGGGUGGGCGAUAAAAUCUGCCGAGCCGGCCCCACCCCCUUCGCUGGUUCGGCUUGGCCCCCAGUGCCCCGCUCCGGGGCCGAGAGAGCGGUCUGCGGGGAGAAGUGCGCGCAGUCCCCGAUGGAGGCUUUCCAGGCUGUGGCCAGCAAGCUCCCGCCGCCGCACCAUCACCCCCACCAGCGCCAGCACCCCCCGCCCAUGGCUUUUUUGCAAAGCGCUCGCUACGUGACUGCUAAGAGCCACCAUCCCCACGGAGCCGGGAGCGCCUUCAACUCGUGGAACGACUACCUGGGGCUCGCCACGUUCAUCACCAAGGCGGUGGGCGAAGAGAAGAGCUUCGGCGGGGACCCCGCCUCCCCAUCCUCGUCGUCGUCGUCGUCCUGCUGCUCGCCCCACGCCGGGGCCGCCGGGGGGAUGGUGGUGGCCGCGGCGGCGCUGGGGCCGCCCGACGACGAAGAGGACGACGACGAGGAGGCGGCCGCGACCCCCUAUUUCGGCAGCGCCCUAGAUCUGCGGGACCUGGAGCUGUGCGGAGGCCACCCCGCCGACGGCCUGCUGGAGGAGCGCUUCGCCGACUUCAGCCCCUUCUCGGGCGGCGCCGGGCCGGCUGCGGCUGCCGCCGCCGCCGUUCUCUUCGAUUGCGCCUCGGAGCCCUUGGAGAGGGAGCGGGCUCCGGCGUGGGGAGGGGCCGCCGAGCCCCGGCUGCAGAGCGGGCCCAAGCCGGGGGCACGGCUGCUGAAGCCCGACCUGCAGGUCUGUGUGUUCUGCAGGAACAACAAGGAGGCCGUGGCUCUCUACACGACCCACAUCCUGAAGGGACCCGACGGGCGCGUCCUGUGCCCGGUGCUGCGGAGGUACACGUGCCCCCUGUGCGGGGCCAGCGGGGACAAUGCCCAUACCAUCAAAUACUGUCCCCUCUCCAAAAUGCAGGCGCACGCCACCAAACAAAUCAAAAAUGCCAGGAACGUCUUGGGCAAGAAGAUCCGCUGAAGGAUUUUGUGUUGGGGAUUUUUUGUUGUUCUCUUCGCCCACCUCUUCCUGUUGGCUUCCAAGGAAGGAAACUGGAGAAAGUGGAACGAACAGUUGGUUGCGAUUUAAACUUUGGAUGUCUUGUUUUCGUUUGAAGUCUGGGAGGAUUACUUUUAUAUAUGUAUAUGUGUAUAUACAUGCCUAUGUAUACACACAUAUAUGGGGCGCCGAUUGAGAAUAGAAUGUCAAAAAAAACUGGUUUAUGUAUAACUUAAAGUCUAGUUUGUACACACCUAGAGCUCAGUUGUGUCUGGGUGUUGAAUUCCUGAUUCAAUUAUAUCACAGCUUAGAUGCACUGUAUUUGUUUACUGUAUACAAUUAUCUGAUUUUAGAUGGACAUAUCAGUAUGAAAUAUUCUGUUUAAUCUUGGAUGUUUUACUUUAAUGAAUCAAAUUAUGGAGGCACUUUAAGUCACAUAUUUUUUAAAAGCCUCUAAACUGGGCUAAAGGAACUCGAGGUUUUAUGGUAUGUCCACAAAAUGAAGACUACUUCAUAGUGUUUACUAGGGAGUACAUUGAAAUGUUCUCCUAAAAGGGACUAAGAUAACCUAACCGUGGCAAGUAAUGUUUCUUGACAUUCCUCUUUCUCAGUUACCUUAAUUCCAGCUAAAUCGAGAAUCUGACAGAAGCAAUGUUAUGAUGGUUACUUUCUAAUAUUAAUUUCAGUAAUGAUUGACUUGAGAUUGCUUAUUUACAUUGUAGCUGGAGAGGUAAAGUACACAAACUGAAUUGCACUUAAGCUAAAAGACAGUUUAUUGUUCUAUAUCAGAUCGUCUAUUGCCAAAUUAGAAACUAGCUUUUUUCCCUCUUCCCCUAGAAACUGUGCCAAGUUGCAUAUCAUAUUGUGUAUACACUUGGAAAUGGUGCUGUUUAAAAUUUGGUUGUGUGUUUAUACAGUAAUAGUAUAUGAAUUUAUUAUUCUUGCUCAGACCUUCCCUGGACUCUUUCAUUUCUUGUAACUUUUUUUCCUUGCAUCUUUCUAAGUUAUGGGACUGACCAGCCUAUGGAACUUGGGAGGAAGGGAGGUUUUGUUGUCAGCUGUAUAUGGCCCUGCAUCUUUAACUACUCAAGAGUGAAGACACUGGCCAGUUUUCUCUCAAACAUUGAGGGUUGAAACCUUUGUCUUCAGAUAAUCCUGGAAACAUUUAGAGCUUGUGGAAGAGGUCAACUGGAAGCAUUAAGUGUAGAACCUGCAUUUAGCUUGUAUCUUGGCUCUUUGUGACUCUUGAGGCAGUUUCUUAUAUUAGCAGUUUUUAAAUUAACCUUAUAUAUAGCACUGACUAUAGCAACAGGUUUGGAGGAGAGACAAGACUUGCCUCACACCUGAUGAAUGUUAGGAGCUGAUAGCAUAAUACAGUUAGUUGCCUACCUCAGAAUCAAUUCUUCAUUCUCCUUAGAAAGUAUGGCCAUUUCUGACCCAGGUCACUGUUCUCCAGCCUUUGCCUUUCUUUCCUUUGAAUGUUAAGAGCCACAUUUAGUGUUGCCUCUUCGUAAAUUCUUACAUAUCAAAAAGACAAGGGGUUUGAACAAAAAAUACAGGAGAUGAGCUCAUCUGAAGGAUAGAAAUGUGUUACUAUGUAAACACCAUCAAUUACUUAAGGGAAACCAGUAUUUUGCGGUUUCUGGUGAUGAACAGGGUAGAGUAGUUGCUUGUUUCAAAGCCACUAACUUACAACAGAAAGAGUUAAGUUGGUUAGACAUAAUGAUGGCAUCGAUUUCAUAACUGGGGUGAUUUAGAUAAUACAUGCUAGUUCCAAUAACUUGUCAAAUCUUUGUACUGGAAUUGUCUAUGCUGUUGGGAGUUAUUUUUACACAGGAACUCAAAAUUUGGCCAGUACUAAAAUGAAACACCCACCCCUCUUUAAAAAAGGAAUGAAUUCUUAAAGCAAUAAGCUUUGGGGAUUGAGGUAAUUUAUUUUUCAAAAAGUUGCUUUCAUACUAACCUGGGAUCUGAGUGCAGUAGUUGUGACAAUUAUUUUUUAAAACCAUGGGUUUAAAAAAGUAAAUGCUCAGGUAAAGUUAAAAUGUUCAGUUUAGCUUAUGUGUUUAGUUAAAGUUUUACUAGGAAUGCUAUCCACUUUUGUUAGUGUUGUUUUUGUUAAGAAUUCUUGUCAGACCCUAAGUAAAUAAAGACUCCAGCAACCCCCACCAAAAGUCAAGCUUCAAAUUAAAAGCCUGAUCUUUAACCAAAGCUGGUAAUGGCCCAAAAUAAAUCUUUUAAAUAGGGAGUUUGAUAAUAUGCUUAGGACUCAAUUCUAAGGGCUUGAAAGUUUCACAGUUGCCCUGUUAGGGAGAUGGUAAAACAGCAAUUUAUAGAUUUAAUAGUGGUCAGAUUAAUGCCAAUUAUUAAGGACAUGCCUCUAUUUAAGGUCCUAACACUUUCUCAACCAAAGUUAUUUCCUCUUCUACUUGAUUGAAUGUCCUCAUGAUUUUUCACAAAAGGAUGCUGAUCCUUUCUACACAGUAAUGUUCCCGCUUGUCUUAUUUUUUCUAUAACACAC
Messenger RNA from Dromiciops gliroides (monito del monte), 4560 nucleotides. It is a transcript of the gene NANOS1, whose product is annotated as nanos C2HC-type zinc finger 1. Gene Ontology annotation, cellular component: perinuclear region of cytoplasm. Gene Ontology annotation, biological process: negative regulation of translation; oogenesis. The record is from RefSeq and is a predicted model, not a curated record. Gene Ontology annotation, molecular function: zinc ion binding; mRNA binding. NCBI's taxonomy places the organism in Eukaryota, Metazoa, Chordata, Mammalia, Microbiotheria, Microbiotheriidae.